CGGCUCGGUGCGCAGAGACGGUGGCCGGCAGGGGAGGGGGGGCCGAGCGCGCCUCGGGAGGAUGGCGGAGCUGCACGAAAAACUAGUACAGAACAUUUGACCUUCUAAUCUCUACAGCUGAAUCUCCUGGUACCGGGAUUAGGAAAGCGUGCCUUCAGGUCCAAUAUGUAGCAAAUGGGUAUCAUACCUCUGAAGGUCCUCCCUGAAUUCACCACUUGCAUGUUUUAAGGAUCCUUGACCCCUCAGCAGUGAAUUGUUCUUCUGAACUUCAGAAACGGAUUUCAUGUGGUGCUUGCUAAACAUUGAGUCACCAUGAGUAGUAAUCUAGGAAAAGAAAAGGACUGUAAAGAGAAGGAUCCAAAAGUCCCAUCGUCAAAAGAAAGGGAGAAGGAGGCCAAAGCCUCUGGAGGAUUCGGGAAAGAGAGCAAAGAAAAGGAGCCUAAGACCAAAGGGAAAGAUGCCAAAGAUGGAAAGAAGGACUCCAGUAGCACGCAGCCUGGGGUAGCUUUUUCAGUGGACAAUACAAUAAAAAGACCUAAUCCAGCCACAGGUACCCGCAAAAAAUCCAGCAACGCUGAAGUGAUCAAAGAGCUAAACAAAUGCCGGGAAGAGAAUUCAAUGCGCUUGGACUUGUCCAAGAGGUCUAUACACAUGCUUCCAUCAACUAUCAAAGAGCUAACACAGUUAACAGAACUUUAUUUAUACAGUAACAAAUUGCAGUCCCUGCCGGCAGAGGUGGGCUGCCUUGUGAACCUGAUGACACUGGCCCUGAGUGAAAACUCACUCACCAGUUUGCCUGACUCUCUUGAUAACUUGAAGAAACUGCGCAUGCUUGACCUGCGGCAUAACAAACUUAGAGAGAUCCCCUCGGUGGUGUAUAGGCUAAGCUCUCUCACCACUCUUUACCUACGCUUUAAUCGUAUAACUACUGUGGAAAAGGAUAUCAAAAACUUGUCAAAACUCACCAUGCUUAGCAUACGAGAGAACAAAAUCAAGCAACUACCUGCUGAGAUUGGUGAGUUGUGUAACCUCAUAACGCUGGAUGUAGCGCACAAUCAGCUUGAACAUCUUCCAGAAGAGAUAGGAAGCUGCAUGCAGAUCACCAACCUUGACUUGCAGCACAAUGAGCUCUUGGACCUGCCAGAAACCAUAGGAAAUCUGUCCAGUCUAAGUCGUCUUGGCCUGAGGUACAACAGGCUAUCGGCAAUUCCGAAGUCUUUAGCAAAAUGCAGUGAACUUGAUGAGCUGAACCUGGAGAACAACAACAUUUCUACUUUACCUGAGGGUCUUUUAUCCAGCCUUGUCAAACUGACUAGUUUAACACUGGCCAGGAACUGCUUCCAGUCCUAUCCUGUGGGUGGCCCGUCCCAGUUCUCCACAAUCUACUCUCUCAAUAUGGAGCACAACCGCAUCAAUAAAAUCCCCUUCGGAAUUUUCUCUAGAGCUAAAGUAUUAAGCAAGCUGAACAUGAAGGACAAUCAGCUGACCUCUCUCCCCUUGGACUUCGGGACUUGGACUAGUAUGGUAGAACUGAACUUAGCGACUAAUCAGCUCACGAAAAUCCCGGAGGAUGUAUCUGGCCUUGUUUCUCUUGAGGUUCUUAUCUUGUCAAACAAUCUACUAAAGAAACUCCCGCAUGGAAUCGGCAAUCUGCGGAAGCUCCGAGAGUUAGAUCUAGAGGAAAACAAACUGGAAUCCUUGCCAAACGAAAUAGCUUACCUCAAGGAUCUGCAGAAAUUGGUUCUCACUAAUAAUCAGUUGACCACACUUCCCAGAGGUAUUGGUCACCUUACCAAUCUGACGCACCUUGGGCUUGGAGAGAAUCUUCUUACACACCUUCCUGAGGAAAUUGGUACACUGGAGAAUCUGGAAGAACUGUAUUUGAAUGACAACCCCAAUCUGCACAGCCUUCCCUUUGAGCUGGCUCUUUGCAGCAAACUGUCAAUAAUGAGUAUUGAGAACUGCCCACUCAGCCACCUUCCACCUCAGAUUGUCGCAGGAGGACCCUCCUUCAUCAUCCAGUUCCUAAAAAUGCAGGGACCAUAUCGUGCCAUGGUCUGAUGCUGAUCGGAUUGUCCAAUACACUGUACAAAACACAAAACUGCAUUAAUGUUGUAAUUGUCUGUAUAUGUAUAUAUAAUAUAAUAUAUGUGGUUUAUAUUAUAUUAUAUAUAUAUAUAUUAAAAAAAAUAUAUAUAAAUAAUAUAAGAAGGCAAAUUUAAGACUGCAUUAUGUGUUUCUGCUAAUAGAGGAAUCAUAGCCAUUUAGAUUUU
Messenger RNA from Dryobates pubescens (Downy woodpecker), 2273 nucleotides. It is a transcript of the gene SHOC2, whose product is annotated as SHOC2 leucine rich repeat scaffold protein. Gene Ontology annotation, molecular function: protein binding. NCBI's taxonomy places the organism in Eukaryota, Metazoa, Chordata, Aves, Piciformes, Picidae. The coding region runs from base 313 to 2061 and encodes 582 amino acids. The record is from RefSeq and is a predicted model, not a curated record. The transcript is spliced from 9 exons.